AUGUCUGACCUCGCGUGCACCCGCUGUCGUGAGCGCAAAAUCCGCUGUGGACGAGAACGUCCGCAUUGUCGCAGCUGCGAGCGGGAAGAAGGCGUCGUCUGCGUGUAUCAGAAUCCCGUGAAACGAGUGAACCAUCUGAAACUACUGUGUGACAGCGUCGAAUUGCUCCAGCAGCGGUUGACCUCGAUCGAGUCGCAUUUCAGCCGCCUCCAUCGCCGAGCGGACUCUGCCGAUCCCGCCGAGUUGUCGGAAUUCCGCUCCGCCGCGGCGGAGAACAGUUCCGCCCCGCGACCCGCAGUCCAUCGACGGGGUCUCCCAUCCCUGGCGUCGUUGUGCCGGGACUUUCAAACCCGAGUCCUCCGGGCUGGUCAUACUGUAGCGUCAGGUCCGCUGCAGCAGCUGUGCGACCGAUCCACCCAACUGGAGCCCUUUCCCCCGUACGCGGACGUGACGGUCCCGCUGCUUCCAAAGGCCCACGUGGCCACGGCUAUCGAGCACUUUUUACAGCAUGUCGACUGUCAGACGGAUGUAUUUGACCCACAACAUCUUCGCGAGCAGCUGGACCGCGUUUACGCGGAACAUGAUGACGUCUGGGCUAUUUGCUUCAAGACUAUCACGCUUAUCGUGCUAGGUCUAGAGAUUACCCAAGCCGGCGCGUUGAUUGGCGAUUUUGCGCGCUCGCUGCUUCCUAAUCGGGCUGCGUUGGUUAGUUCACGGCUUCUGACGACGUUGAGGCUUGUGAAUGUGCAGACUCUAAUCCUUCUCAGUGUGGCCGCACAACAGUUUGAUCCCCCUGGAUGGGCGGAGUUAAUGUUUGCAAAUGCGUGUCUGCUCGCUAGGACAAUGGGUCUUCAUAAUCCGUCGGUCAUGACGGACGAGAGCACACAAGAGCGCAAGAGGGUGCUGCAGGCGUUGUAUAUCCGAGACAGACGCUUGUGCAUUUCCCGAGGAACUCCAUCCUGGCUUCCUGGUACGGAACAUGAGUUGACCUUGCAGAUGGCUAACAUUGCCGAUGAUUCGCCCCAUACAGACUAUGUCCGCCUGGCCAUGAUUCAGGAUGAGGUAUAUACUCAGGCCCACACAAGUGCAGUCGAUCAUAAGGCCCUGGAGUGGCUGGCCCAGUAUGCCAGUCAAUCCGGAUUGUUUAAUGCGCCCAUUUCGUCUGUAAAUUCUCAAUCUGUUCGCGUGCUAGAGUUCCUGGCCACUCGUAUCCUUGCCUCGAAGCAUGAUACCGCACAGGCGCGGUUAGAUGCCCAAGCAAGCUGUCUGCUUGUGCUGAUAAUGCAUGGAGAUAAAGGACAAGAUGUGGCUGAAGCCUUUCAAACCCUGCUUCCAGGUGCAACGGGGAGCCCUGGGUCAGAUACGCCUAGCUCAUUUUUCAGCGCACUUGAUGCUUUUUCGCUGCCUGGUAUAUUCCUCCUCGUCGACGGAAUUUUACAAAGCAAUGCCCAGUCUUCGAUUCCGAUAUCCGACCUUGACCUGCUUCAUCGAUUGUCAGCAUGCUACACUGAACAGACCGCAAGGAUGCCAUCCACACAUUACCAUCGCAAGGUAUCCUGGAUCCUGGACCAGCUGCUCCUGGUGAUUGACAUGAUCCGGAAUCCGCAGGAUCCGUCCCUAGAUUGUUUAGGGGAAGAGCUUCACCCGUCCUCUCAUAACUCCGAGCUGCCCAGAGUCGCUGACACAACCGAUCUAACUACCCCGUGGCCCCCAAGAGCACCGUCCUCCACGUCCCUGACCUGGGACACAUGGUUAUCGUCAACAUCUCCGCUCGGCCCGUCUCCCCUAGGGCCGCCAACACCGAUGGACCCGACACGUGCAGCAUCGCCUGACCUGUUGACGCAAAUGCUAGCGGUGUCACAGGGGCUAGACGGAUCGGAGGAGUUGCAUUGGACGAGCAUGCUUGAGACAUCUGGGCGUAAACGCCGGCGGACAGACGGCGAUGCGCUAGCACCAGGCAGCGGCAUAUUCGACUAA
Aspergillus steynii IBT 23096 is the source of this 1977-nucleotide messenger RNA. RefSeq lists its product as uncharacterized. The coding region runs from base 1 to 1977 and encodes 658 amino acids. The record is from RefSeq and is a predicted model, not a curated record. Gene Ontology annotation, biological process: DNA-templated transcription; regulation of DNA-templated transcription. Lineage: Eukaryota; Fungi; Ascomycota; Eurotiomycetes; Eurotiales; Aspergillaceae. Gene Ontology annotation, molecular function: DNA binding; DNA-binding transcription factor activity, RNA polymerase II-specific; zinc ion binding. The transcript has 3 exons.